Molecule: messenger RNA, 2450 nt
Organism: Carassius auratus (goldfish)
Lineage: Eukaryota; Metazoa; Chordata; Actinopteri; Cypriniformes; Cyprinidae
Product: Golgi membrane protein 1-like
Exons: 10
Coding region: 161-1837 (558 amino acids)
Cellular component (GO): Golgi apparatus
Source: RefSeq, a predicted model, not a curated record
GUUUUCACAGCUGGAAAUAACAAACGCGGAAACCGGUUAAACCGUAAACCCGGAAGAAUCCGUCGAAUAUCAAUAAGUGUCCACAGGCCAUCCUUCUUCUUGACUACACCUGGUACAUUUAACUCCGAAAGCCAUUUUUAAGGUGUUUGUGGGACUGUGAAUGAUCAUGAAGGGUGCACUCGGAAACGUUCGGCGUGGCGGUCGCUCCCUGACUUUGAUGAUGGCGGCUCUCAUCUCCUGCGUCCUGCUCCUCGGCUUCAACUACUGGGUCUCAAACUCAAAAAUCAGCGAGCUGCAGAGCAGGAUAUUGGAGAUGAAGGGCGACAUGAGGGAGCUGGCUGCAGACAGAGACCAAGAGCAGCAGAGCAAGCUGAAGGCCAUGGAUGAGAUACGCCGCCAGAAGGAUCAGAUGGAGUUAAUGGAGGAAACACACCAGAGACAGCAGGAGAACACUCUCAUCACCUGGAAACACGAAAGAGAUAAACUGAAGCUCAAUAUUUCCUCCAGUAUUAAAACACUGCAGGACAUGAAGAACCGCAUGAAGUCCAUAAUGGAGGAUGUUAAUAAAAGUCAGAGUGAGCUGAAAUCCUGUCAAAGUAACAUGGACACACUUAAUAAGAAAGCCACCAGUGAAAUGACUCAGUGCAACAAACAAAUUGAGGCCACGAAAGACGAAUGCAAUGCAAAAAUUGCAGCUGCCAAACUGGAAAAGCAAAAGACAUCAGAAAAGGUUGCUCUACAGAAUGCUGAUGGUUCCACAGGGAAAGUCUCUGUUUCAAAAGCCAAAUCUGAUUUUCCCUCUACAAACCAUUCUGAUAAAAAUGUGGCUGAAUCUCCAAAAGGCAAACCAGAUGUGGGUUCACAGUCUAAAAAUGAUGCUCACGUCCAAACCAAUAAGUUAUUAGUGGAAAAGGAUGAGAAAGGUGCUGUAAUUUUACAGCCCAUCCCCUCCUCUAAACUUGCCAAUAAGAAUGAGACUCUUAAGAAACCAGCCAAUGAAGAAGUUGCAGAAGCAGUGGUGGAUGUUAAAGCAAAGGCUUUAAAGGCUGCAGAUACUGUAAAGGAUAAAGCAGGGGUUUUAAACCCAAAGGAAGAAGACAUUGGGAUUGGAGACCCAAAGGAAGAAGACCUGGCGAUUGGAGACCCAAAGAAAGAUGACAAGGGGAUUAGAGACCCAAAGAAAGAUGACACAGGGAUUGGAGACCCAAAGGAAGAAGACCUGGGGAUUGAAGACCCAAAGAAAGAUGACACGGGGAUUGGAGACCCAAAGGAAGAAGACCUGGCGAUUGAAGACCCUAAGAAAGAUGACACGGGGAUUGGAGACCCAAAGAAAGAAGACCUGGGGAUUGGAGACCCAAAGAAAGAAGACCUGGGGAUUGGAGACCCAAAGAAAGAUGACACAGUGAUUGGAGACCCAAAGGAAGAAGACCUGGCGAUUAAAGACCCUAAGGAAGAUGACAAGGGGAUUAGAGACCCAAAGAAAGAAGACCUGGGGAUUGGAGACCAAAAGGAAGAAGACCUGGGGAUUGGAGACCAAAAGAAAGAUGACAUUGGGAUUGGAGACCCAAAGGAAGAAGACUUGGGGAUUGGAGGUGAGAGAGAGGAAGAUGUCAACAUUGAGGACAGGAAAGAUGAAGAUGCUGCAGGUGGGAAGGAAGGUGCCAUUAUGUAUGAGGAUGAGGGCGAGAUUGAAAAACAGCUGUCCAAGAUUAAAGAUGAAAAUCAAGGUGUUGGUCAAGAUCUAGUGGAUGAUGUGGCAAAUUACAAUGGUGACGAUGAAAACCAACCAGAAUCUGAAGAUGAGAAGCAGGCAGAGCUUGCAGAGAUGUGGAAUUGACAGCAACAAUUCUUCCAGCUAAAGACCGGCACAGAUUCUCAUUAGUGACUGUUUGGAACCUCCCCAACAGGUGGAGAAGACACCUGCUGUAAAGAGUGAUUUGUUUUCUGCACUACUGUGUAAAGAAGAAUAUGUGUAUCAUCUGUCUUACCAGAACAGACAUGCUGAAAUCGUAAUUUUUCUAUUACUGGUUUUAGGUUGAACUUGAAUGUAACUACUACUCUUAUGACAUUGAGCCUUUAAAUCAAUGCAUCAUGGUGAAUUUUCCUUCUUAAAGGGGUCAUAGGGUACCCAUUCUCCACAAAUGAAAAUCUUUUCUAAUUUAGUUACAAUUUCUCAAUGGUAGUGUAAAAAAACACCUUUUUACCCUGUCAAAAACAGCUCUUUUUAGAGCACACAGUUUUGUAUAAUUUUCCUUUAAAUGUUAAUGAUCUCUGCUGACCCCGCCCCUCUCUUCCAAGCUGCUCUCUGAGGCACUGUUUAUUUUAGCCUCAUUCAUUGUGAAACUUGACAAUUGGCAACUUAUUAGGAAAGGCAAUUAGCAAAGAUUAUAAAAAAAAAUAAAAAAAUUCUUCUGUAGGUGAAGCUGGAUCAUGAAUGAUUUGUGCAAACA